UUCCCGGAGCUGUGAGGAGAGCGGGCGAGCUGGGACUCCGGGCCAUGGCUGGAGUGAGCUAUGAGGAUGUGCAUGUGAACUUCACUCAGGAAGAGUGGGCUUUGCUGGAUCCUUCCCAGAAGAGUCUCUACAAGGAUGUGAUGCUGGAAACCUGUAGGAAUCUCACUGCUAUAGGCUACAAAUGGGAACACCACAGUAUUCAAGAACGUUGUCAAAGUUCUGGAAGAUAUAAAAGGUAUAAUAUCUGUCACUCUGGAGUCCAGCCUUGUGAGCGUAAGGGAUAUGGAAAGAAGCAAUGUACCUUUGCAAGUAACAGUGUUCUUCAAACUGAUGAAAGAGAUCAUACUGAAGAGAAAUCCUGUAAAUGUAAUCAGUGCAAUAAAACCUUUGCAAAUUUUAAUAGUCUUCGACAACAUCAAAGAAGUCAUACUAGGAAAAAACUCUAUGACUGUAACCACUGUAGUAAAGCUUUUCCAAGUCGAAGUUCUCUUCAAGUACAUGAAAGAACUCAUACGGGAGAGAAACCCUAUGACUGCAAUGAAUGUGGUAAAGCAUUUUCAACUCGCAGUCAUCUUCAAAUACACCAAAGAACUCAUACUGGAGAGAAACCUUAUGACUGCAGUGAAUGUGGUAAAGCCUUUGCAAGUAAAGGUAAUCUUCAAAUACACCGAAGAACUCACACAGGAGAGAAACCGUAUUGUUGCAGUGAAUGUGGUAAAGCCUUUGCUACUCACAAUAAUCUUCAAAUACAUGAAAUAAUUCACACUGGAGAGAAACCCUAUAGAUGUAAUGAAUGUGGCAGAGCCUUUGCAUACAGCAGAGCUCUUGAAGCACAUGAAAAAACUCACACUGGAGAGAAACCCUAUGAGUGUAUCCAGUGCAACAAAGCCUUUGCGAGUCAUGUUAGUCUUCGAAAUCAUCAAAAACAUCACACUGGAGAGAAACUGUUUGUGUGUAUGCAGUGUGGCAAAGCCUUUACAAGUCAGAGUAUUCUUCAUAGACAUGAAAGAACUCACACUGUUGAGAAACCGUAUGAAUGUAAUCAGUGUGGUAAAGCCUUUGCACUUCGAAAUUAUCUUCACAUACACAAAAGAACUCACACUGGAGAGAAACCAUAUGAAUGUAAUCAGUGUGGUAAAGCCUUUACAAGUCAUGCUAAUCUUCAAAAUCAUGAAAAACAUCAUACUGGUGAGAAACCCUAUGGAUGUACUCAAUGUGGUAAAGGCUUUGUAUGUAGUAGCAGUCUUCAAAUGCAUGAAAGAAGUCACACUGGAGAGAAACCUUAUGAAUGUAAUCAGUGUGGUAAGGCUUUUACAAGUCGUAGUUAUAUUCAAAUACAUGAAAGAAUUCAUACUGGAGAGAAACCCUACGGAUGCAAGCAAUGUGGUAAAGCCUUUGCAUAUAGCAGUAGUCUUCAAAUACAUGAAAGAAGCCAUACUGGAGAGAAACUUUAUAAAUGUACUCAUUGUGAUAAAGCUUUUGCAAGUCGUAGUUAUCUUCAAAUACACAAAAGAGUUCAUACUGGAGAGAAACCCUAUGAAUGUAAUCAUUGUGGUGAAGCCUUUGCAAGUCGAGGUAGUCUUCAGAAUCAUGAAAAACAUCAUACUGGAGAGAAACCUUAUGGGUGUAACCAAUGUGGUAAGGUCUUUGCACGUCGCAGUAAUCUUCAAAUACAUGAAAAAAUUCAUACUGGAGAAAAACCCUUUGGAUGUCAGCAGUGUGGUAAAGCCUUUGUAUUAAAGCGUGAUCUUCAAAUACAUGAAAGAAUUCAUACUGGAGAAAAACCCUAUGGAUGUACUCAAUGUGGUAAAGCCUUCAUAUGUAGUAGCAGUCUUAAAAUGCAUGAAAGAACUCACACUAGAGAGAAACCUUGUGAGUGUAAUCAAUGUGGAAAAGCCUUUGCAAGUCACAGUUAUCUUCAAAUACACAAAAGAGUUCACACUGGAGAGAAACCCUAUGAAUGUAAUCAGUGUGGUAAAGCCUUUGUAAGUCAUAGUUAUCUCCAAGUACAUAAAAGGGCUCAUACUGGAAAGAACCCAAAUGAAUGUAAUUAAUGCAAUAAAGCCUUUUUAACUCACAGUUAUCUUCAAAUACACAAAAGACUUCACACUGGAGAGAAACCAUAUGGAUGUAAUCAAUGUGGUAAAGGCUUUUCAUAGGCAGGAAAUAAUUCACACUGGAGAGAAACCCUAUGAAUGUAAUCAAUGUGGUAAAACAUUUACAAGUUGAAGUUAUGUUCAAGUACAUAAAAGAGUUCAUACUGGAGUGAAACCUUAAGAAUGUACUCAAUGUGGUAAAGCCUUUGCAUAUCACGCUAGUCUUUGUAAUCACAAAAAAUUUCGUACUGGAUAGAAAUCCUAUAGAUGUAAUUGAUGCAAUAAAAGUUUGGCUCAUCAGUA
Grammomys surdaster is the source of this 2399-nucleotide messenger RNA. RefSeq names its product zinc finger protein 431-like. The transcript has 4 exons. NCBI's taxonomy places the organism in Eukaryota, Metazoa, Chordata, Mammalia, Rodentia, Muridae. Bases 45 to 2054 code for a protein of 669 amino acids. Gene Ontology annotation, biological process: regulation of DNA-templated transcription. The record is from RefSeq and is a predicted model, not a curated record.